Haliotis rufescens (red abalone) is the source of this 1316-nucleotide messenger RNA. RefSeq names its product serine protease 27-like. Gene Ontology annotation, biological process: proteolysis. The coding region runs from base 320 to 1273 and encodes 317 amino acids. Gene Ontology annotation, molecular function: serine-type endopeptidase activity. The transcript is spliced from 7 exons. The record is from RefSeq and is a predicted model, not a curated record. NCBI's taxonomy places the organism in Eukaryota, Metazoa, Mollusca, Gastropoda, Lepetellida, Haliotidae.
AACGUUAUCUCUUGUGUCAUAAUGCCGAUAGUAUUAUAAUGCUGACGAACUCUGUUCUGAUAUGCGUUGAGCCUAAAUGAGGCAUAAUCGGGCGUUACUUCUCGGAUUUCCCCAAGGGUGGUAGGCGUGACUAAUGAGGAGCUUCUCCCCCUACAUGUAGCCAUCAUUACGGAUCCUAUCGGCACUGCCCACAUAUUGAAGCAACUAUAAGUUGUCAUUGCAUUUCUAAGGCGGCGGAGAAGAACCAGAUACCUUGAGUCAUUUGUUUCAUCACACGAAAAACAUUUUUGUUACUCAUUUCAUCUCAACCACGUUCAAGAUGGCAUUCGGUCUAUAUCAAAUAACAAUGUGCGUCUUGUUGACGCUUGUGUAUAUUUCUACAUUUGCAGCCACUGAAGACGUCAGAGCCAGUAUGUGUCUUCAUUUCCAGAAAUGUUCCGAAAUUUCUCCCCUCUGCUUUCUGCUGUUGUUUUUCUACCGAUGCACAGACCCCACUCCUUCCUGUGGAUUCAGUUCGGUGACAGGCAAUGCAUCUCGAUACCCUGGGCUCCGGUUAGUUGGUGGUACAGAAGCUUUAGACAGGGAGUUUCCCUGGUCAGUUCACCUUUACAAACAAGGACGCAGAAAAUAUGAGUGCGGGGCGUCCAUUAUCAGCAAGAACUCUAUACUGACGGCAGCACACUGUGUCAGUGAUGUAAUACAACGUCCAGGGGCUUUAAGCGUAGGCUACGGUUCCACCAACAAAUCAUCUCUCACAUAUGUGGAAGCCAAGGAAAUUGCAGUGCACCCAGCUUAUAACGCCUCAACUUAUGACAAUGACGUUGCUGUUGUGACCGUGAGUGAGCCUCUCCCGUUGAACGCCAGCACCAACCUAAGAAGUAUAUGUCUCCCUGAUGCAGAUGCUACAUAUGAAGCUGGGACACAGUGUAUAGUCACAGGGUGGGGAUUCACUGAAGAACAAGGACCCCCUCUCCCUGAUGCUCUUCAGAAAGUAUCUGUUCCUCUGAUACCACUAAAUAUUUGUCGAGACGCCUAUUCAGAGGAACCCGUAGUCCUGUCAGAGAGACAAAUUUGUGCCGGAUACUACACCGUCGGAGGAAAGGAUGCAUGGAGACUCUGGUGGACCCCUGUUCUGCGCCGAUGGCGACAGAUGGGUGCAGUACGGAAUAGUUUCGGCCGGCAAGGGGUGUGCUCGUGCGCUGUACCCUGGAAUAUACUCAUAUGUCCCUCAGCAUAUAGAGUGGAUCAACUCACAUAUAGUUUUAUAGAAUAAUACGAGGACAUUUGUUUUGGUCAAUAAAUAUGUUGUCACCUUU